UUCAUAGGUUUCAAAAAGUUUAUCGUUCAUAUAAAAGCUCUCUAAAUUCAUCUCCUUUGCGCUUCAAUUUCAGUAACAACAAACAUCAAACUUGAAAUCAGCUUGACUGAUGGAGAAGAAGCAAAGCAAAGUAGUGGGCACGACCAAGCUUCAAAUCAGUGAAGAAGGGGUGUCUCACUUAGUUGGCAGUAUAAUCGAGAAGGGCAUCUCGGAUAAGCCUCAAAGCAAGUCUUUUUCACCCACUCCAGCCCCUAAACCCACUGUUUUACCUUUUCCCGUCGCGCGCCACCGCUCUCACGGACCGCAUUGGGGUCCAGUAGGUAGUAAUAGAGGUAGCAAUUAUGUUAAUGAAGACAAUGAAGAUGAUGAAGAUAAUGACAUUAGUGAUGCGUUCCCAAUGGCAGCUUUUGCUAAUCCAGUACACAGGAAAAGCAAAAAAGAUUUAGAUUUAAGCAGGUGGAGAGAGCUAAUAACAAGCGAGUCUGGUGGGAAAAUAGAAGAAAGAGGGUCAAGCUUCGGCAAUAUCAAAAGAAAAAGCAAGGAUGGUAAAGAAACCAAAAUCGAUAAUGGGAGAAACAUAUCAUGUGGCCCAUCUUCAGCUGACAAGGAUGUGGUUGUUCCUGUGGAAAUGGAUGUCUGGACAGAUUUGAAUUCUCGUGUGCCACUAGAUAAACCUAAAAAUGUUGUCACAAGUUCUUCAGGUUUUGAAUUGCUUGAUUCAGCUGCUGACAUGGAAUUAGAUAACGUUAAUCAACUAAAUCAUCCUGAGAAUUUGAAAGAAGAAAGCACUGGUGUGAUGCCCUCAAACAGCCAACUUGGUGUGGAAUUAAUGUCACAUGAUGAUUUUGGAGCACAUUUUGAGAAAAAGGAUCAUGCAUUACAAGGGGUGGUGCUGAAGAAGAGGGACAAAAAAUCUUCAAGUUCAACUAAAGAUUUUAGUUCCAGGUCUAAUAACAUUGGAAAUGAGCGAGAGCCCAUGUCUCUUGAAAGUGAGAUUGAUACAGAGAAUCGUGCCUGGUUGCAGAGUAUGUCACCUGAUGAGAUUGCACAAGCACAGGCUGAGAUAAUGGAGAAGAUGGAUCCUGCAUUAUUAAAUCUACUAAAAAGACGGGGUAAUGAUAAGUUGAAAAAGCAAAAGUGCUCAAGCUCAGUUCUGGCUACCAAUAGUGAAGCUGUUGCUAUUGUGGAAGAGAAUCAGUCUAUCCAGGACGCUAAAGGUUCUCUGCGAUUUGAGGGGGAUCUCUCUCACUCACAGAGAAGGCAAGACAAUGGAUUGAUCCAAAAUACAGGCCAAGCUGUUGGCACUUUGUGGAAGGCUUGGACUGGGAGAGUUGAGGCUGUCAGGGAAUUAAGAUUUUCCUUGGAUGGGUCUGUCAUUUCAUAUGAUUUUGACCCAAAAUCUGAGAGUGGCGAUAAUUCUGCUCAAAAUAAGCUUAGUGCUGAUAAUGUUUCUGAACGUGACUACCUUCGGACUGAGGGUGACCCUGGUGCUGCAGGUUACACAAUCAAUGAAGCUGUGGCGCUCACUAGAAGUGCUGUACCUGGACAACGGGCCUUUGCAUUGCAUCUCCUUGCAUCUGUGCUUGAUAAGGCAUUAUACAAUAUUUGUGAAAAUCAAGCUAGGUAUGCCUUGAGAUAUGAUAAUAAAGUUGAAGGAACUAUUGAUUGGGAAGCUGUUUGGGCUUAUGCACUUGGCCCUGAACCUGAGCUUGCAUUAUCAUUAAGGAUGUCACUUGAUGACAACCACAAUAAUGUAGUUUUAGCAUGUCUCAAAGUUAUUCAGUGCACUCUCAGCUGUGACGUAAAUGAAUACUUCUUUGAUAUCUCAGAGAAAAUAUCAAUUAUUGGGAAGGAUAUCUUCACUGCCCCAGUGUUUCGAAGCAAACCGGAUAUUAAUCUUGGUUUCCUUGGUGGUGGAUAUUGGAAGUACAGUGCAAAGCCUUCUAACAUUCUUGUCUUUGGUGAGGAAAUCAUGGAUGAUGAGAAUGAAGGGAAGCAUACAAUUCAGGAUGAUAUUGCUGUUGCUGGACAGGAUUUUGCCGCAGGAUUGGUUAGAAUGGGAAUCCUCCCCAGGCUUUGCUUCAUAUUGGAGACAGGCCCUACAGUCGCUAUGGAAGAAUGCAUAAUUUCUAUACUUAUUGCAAUAACGAGGCAUUCACCUACAUGUGCAAAUGCAAUCAUGAAUUGUGAAAGGCUUGUCCAAACAGUCGUCCACAGAUUUACCUUGAAUAACAUUGCUGAAGUUCAACCUUCCAAGAUUAAAUCUGUAUGCCUUCUGAAGGUGUUGGCUCGGUCUAACAAGAAGAAUUGUACGGAGUUUGUAAAGAAUGGGAUUUUCCAGUCUACAACAUGGCAUUUGUACCGAUCAGUUUCCUCGGUUUAUGAAUGGGUAAAGUUGGGAAAGGAAAACUGUAAAUCUUUAUCUGGUUUGAUGGUUGAACAACUCCGGUUUUGGAAGGUCUGCAUUCAGAAUGGAUAUGGUGUAUCUUAUUUUCCAGAUAUCUUUCCUGCCCUUUGCCUGUGGUUGAAUCCACCUUCUUUUGAAAAACUUAUUGAGAGUAAUGUUCUUAGUGAAUUUACUUCCAUCUCAAUGGAAGUCUACCUUGUUCUCGAGGCUUUGGCGGCAAGACUUCCAAAAUUCUAUUCACAGGAGCAAUCAGAUUGUGGUGAUGGUGAUAUGGAGACCUGGUCUUGGAGUCAUGUUAGUCCACUGAUUGAUACAGCGGUGAAGUGGUUAGUAGUGAAGAGAGAUCUGUGCAUAUCGAAAUUUUUCGAGGGGCAGAAACUAAUCACAAGUGAGUUUGACUUACGAGAUUCAUCUGCAUCUCCCUUGGUGUGGGUGUACUCUGCUAUCAUGCUUUUCCUUAAUAGAGUUCUUGAAAGAGUAAGCCCAGAGGAUAGCAUCAAUCUGCAAGGGAGUGGCAAGCAUUUGCCCUGGUUGCCGGAAUUUGUUCCUAAGAUUGGACUUGAAAUUGUUAAGAAUGGGUUUUUUGGCUUUCUGGAUGCAUAUGGCACCGGAUAUGGAACUCAUUUUGCUCAAGGAAUCUCUUUUGUUGAAGAAUUAUGUCAUUUGAGGCGCCAAGUUGAAUAUGAAACAUCAUUAGCUUCUGUAUCAUGCCUUCAUGGACUAGUCCAACUUGUUGUUUCCAUUGAUAACUUGAUCCAGUUAGCUAAGCCUGGGGUCCGUAAUCCUACUUUUCAAGGAUACAAUCUCUCUAGAGAUGAAAAUAUACUUGAGGAUGGGAUACUGACGGGAUCUCAGGUUGAAUUGAAUUGUGUGUUGAGAAUUUUUAUGGAGUUGGUUGCAUCGGAGUGGAAGUUUGUGCAGUGCAUUGAAAUAUUUGGUAGAGGUGGCCCAGCUCCAGGUGUGGGACAUGGCUGGGGUGCUUCUGGUGGAGGAUUUUGGUCUUCUACUGUUUUGUUAGCACAAAUGGAUGCACGAUUUCUUAUUCACUUGCUUGGAUUCUUUCAAAUGGUAUCUGUCUCAGAUUUACCCACGGAUGAAGAGAUGACUUUUGCUGUACAAAUUAUUAAUUCUACCUUAGGAUUAUGUUUAACUGCUGGACCAAGAGAUAAAAUAAUUGUGGAGAAAGCAUUAGAGAUUUUGUUUCAAGUCCCUGUUUUGAAGUUCCUGGAUCUCUGCAUUCGACGUUUUCAAGCUAAUAAAAGAAUGAAAUUAUUUGGGUGGGAAUAUAAAGAAGAGGACUACAUGCUCUUCAGCAAAAUAUUAGUUUCGCACUUCAAAAAUAGGUGGUUGGGUUCUAAGAGAAAAUCGAAAGCCAUUGUUGAAAACAGUAGUUCUGGCAGUAAAACAUUUAAGAAGGGUAGUGUAGCUCUGGACACCAUACCUGAGGACUUAGAUCCGUCAAAUAUUAUGAGUCAAGAUCAUUGCUGUACCUCUUUAGCAGUAGAGUGGGCUCGUCAGAGUUUGCCACUUCCCAUGCAUUGGUUCCUCAGUCCUAUUGCAACCAUCAGUUCUGGUGAACAUGCUGGUCUUCAAAGUGCUUCUAUGGUGCUAAAUGUUGUGCAGGAACCUGAUGUGCUUGAAAUUGCUAAAUUUGGACUUUUUUUUCUUCUGGGCAUUGAAGCUAUGGCCACCUUCUUAUCCACUAAAGUCCCCUCCCCUGUUCAGAGUGUGGCGUUAUUUUGGAAAUUGCAUUCUUUAUCUGUGAUAUUACUUGCUGGAAUGGGUGUGCUUGAAGAUGAGAAGAGUAGAGAUGUUUUUGAAGCAUUACAAGAGCAUUAUGGGAGGUUGCUGGAUGAGGCAUGGGCUAGCAAAUUCAGUGAACUCAUUCCAGACGUAAAUAUGAAUUUAUUGCAGACCAGAGAGAAUUGUAAUGUAGAGCUACUGAGGUUUCAGUCAGAAAUUCAUGAGAGUUACUCAACAUAUGUAGAAACUCUUGUAGAACAGUUUGCUGCUGUAUCUUAUGGUGAUCUGCUUUAUGGCCGUCAAGUUGGAGUAUAUUUACACCGUUGUGUCGAAGCUCCUGUGCGCCUUGCUGCUUGGAAUUCACUGUCUAGUGCUCGUGUUCUUGAACUUCUGCCACCUCUUGAGAAUUGCUAUGCUAAGGCUGAAGGGUACCUUGAACCUGAAGAGGAUAAUGAAGAAAUUUUGGAAGCAUAUGUGAAGUCAUGGACUUCUGGUGCCCUUGACAGAGCUGCAACUCGAAAAUCAAUGGCAUUUACACUGGUCCUGCACCACCUUUCAUCUUUCAUAUUCCUCUUGCAUGCCAGUGGUAAGUUAUUACUACAGAAUAAGCUUGUAAAGUCUCUUCUGCGAGACUACUCCCGACAGAGGCAACAUGAGAGGAUGAUGUUCAACCUUAUACGACAUAACAAACCAUCUCAAAUGCAUGAUCAAGAAGGAGAUUCAUCGCUGGAUCAGAGCAAUAUAGAUAAAAGAUUUGAGAUACUAACAGAAGCUUGUGAAGGAAACUUCAAGCUCAAGUCCAGUGUAAAAAGUAGUUCAUUGUGA
Messenger RNA from Pistacia vera, 4975 nucleotides. Its product is annotated as transcriptional elongation regulator MINIYO. The transcript is spliced from 10 exons. The record is from RefSeq and is a predicted model, not a curated record. The coding region runs from base 110 to 4975 and encodes 1621 amino acids. NCBI's taxonomy places the organism in Eukaryota, Viridiplantae, Streptophyta, Magnoliopsida, Sapindales, Anacardiaceae.